Messenger RNA from Vespa velutina, 3324 nucleotides. RefSeq names its product protein-serine O-palmitoleoyltransferase porcupine-like. Gene Ontology annotation, biological process: endoplasmic reticulum unfolded protein response. Gene Ontology annotation, molecular function: protein serine/threonine kinase activator activity; NAD+ poly-ADP-ribosyltransferase activity; kinase binding. The transcript has 12 exons. The coding region runs from base 396 to 2624 and encodes 742 amino acids. The record is from RefSeq and is a predicted model, not a curated record. Gene Ontology annotation, cellular component: nuclear envelope; endoplasmic reticulum tubular network; membrane. Lineage: Eukaryota; Metazoa; Arthropoda; Insecta; Hymenoptera; Vespidae.
UGAAUAUUGACAAUUUUUAUUAAUUACAAAGAAAAAAAUAAAGCUUAUUUACUUUAUCAUCUAAUAUAGGUUAUAUUUGUACAUGAUAUAAAAAAAACCAUAAAUGAUGGUAUUUUCGGCCAUCAUAGUUAAGAUGGAAUUGUGCAUCUUACAAUAUAUUUCUCGAAAUAUCGUACAAUUUACUAUUUAAACAAUAUUACCUUGAUUAUUAAUCAUUAUGUCAGUAUAUUAAUAUGCGAAACGCUAUCAAACAAAAAGUAAUUAACUCGUUCAAUAUAUUAAACUAAACAUUCAUUAAUCGGUAUAUUUACUUGUAUACAAGGGCACAUUCAGGUUAAAAAAAUAAGAUGUUGCAUUAAGUAUGUCAUUAAGUUUUUGGAAGAUAAAUAGCUGUGAUGGAUGAUGUAGAUACUACAGUAUUUUAUGAUGAUGAAAAUGACUUCAUUGGACUUGGUUAUUAUCAUGGUCAAGAAUAUGAUUAUGAAUACGAAGAUGCUGAAGGAGAAACAUUUUCCGAACUCUAUCAAUAUUGUCUUGUACCUACACUCUAUGAUACAGGAUUUUAUAUGUUGCCACUGUUUCUUGCAAUGUUUAUCUUUCGAUUUGUAUCUCAAAUGCAAUCUAUUUCUGAUAGAUUAUUUCAUGGAUUUUCACUGGUCAUUGGAAUAUGUAUUAUUCAGCAUUAUGCGCAAGAAUGUUUAUUUUUAUUAGUAUUAUUUGUUAUACUUUCUUACAUUACUUUACAUAUACCAAAGAAGUAUUAUAAAGAUAUAGGAGUCUUCUUGCCAUCACUUUUUAUAAUUGCACAUUGUGAAUUUUAUAUGAAACCGAUAAUCUGGCAUAAAGUACGCAGUAUAAUUAUGACCAUGGCAAUGAAAACUAUUAGUGUUGCUGCAGAUAGCAUUGAAUCUAACAACAUACCAGAUUUUUACAGUUAUAUGGGAUAUAUGUUUUGUGCAGCUACUUCGUUCUUUGGCCCAUGGGUUCCAUUAAAAGAUUAUUUGGCCUUACGCCGGCCAAGUCAACAAGGAAAAUGGUGGUUAUUAAUUGUAAUUGGAUAUACUCUUCAUUCAUUCCUUUUUCUAAGUAUGUCAAACUGUUGGAUACAAUGGAUAUUUUCAGACAAUUCAUGGAAGUGGCUAAUAGCUUAUAAAGAUGCAUUAUCUUUCAGAACAUCCCAUUAUUUUAUCUCAUACAUGGCAUCAGCCAUAUUAUUUUUAGGAGGAUAUCCAUACUCAUUAAUAUCUAUUGUUAAACCAUUAGAAAUUGAACUACCACGUUCACUCGUUCAAGUUGUUGUAUAUUGGAAUAUUCCAAUGCAUUUCUGGUUAAAAAAAUAUAUAUUCCGUCCAAGUCUCAAGUAUUUAGGAAAAUUUGGAGCCGUAACUAUUACUUAUCUAACAAGUUCUCUUCUACAUGGAUUAAAUUUUCAAUUGGGAGCAGUAUUAUUGAGUCUUGGUUUAUAUACGUUCAAUAGUUUAUCAUUAACAAUGGAAUGUAUGGAAAAAAGUCAUCAAAUUAAUGUAAUGAAAUCAAAAUGUGAUAAUAAAAUUGACAUUAACGAAGAAAAAAAGUUAGUUAAUACCAACUUGGGUGUAUUACAUAGUACAAAAAUGGAUACUACACCUUAUCAAGAUGAUACAGAAAAGAAAAUUAUACUUCUUAAGCAUUUACUAGAAAAGGAUCCAAAAGCUGCAGAUUUAAAAUGGUCUCUCUUUAUAUCAGCAUGUAAUACGUAUCGUUAUGAUACUUGUUUAAGACCAUUUCCACCUAUGUAUAUAAAAAAUGAAUGCAAGGAUAUAGAAGCUUUGAGAAAAACUGUAGAACUGAUACCUCCAUUGGCAGUAAUAUUUAGAGAACUUCAUGAGCCAAAUGUAUAUGCUAAUUAUGGACCAGCUAUAGACUUGUUACAUUGGGUGUUAAUAAGAUUGAGAGAUCCUUAUAUUAAAAGUAUAAAUAAGGAAAAUUAUAAUUCUGUAUUAAGGAAACUACCUUCUGAAAUGCAAGUUGCUACACCAAAUUUAAUAUUUCAAAUAGCAAGUGCAAAGCAAUCAGCCGCAGAAGAAAAGUGGAAAUAUAAUGGGCAAGGCUAUUCUACAUUAUAUGCAUAUCACGGGAGUCGUUUAGAAAAUUUUCAUUCAAUUCUACAUUAUGGUUUACAACAGAACAUGUGUAAGAAAUCGCUUUUUGGAAAAGGAAUAUAUCUUUCAAGUGAAUUAGGAGUAAGUUUACCAUAUAGUCCAGUAGGCUAUGGAUGGGGUGGCAGUGUUCUUGGUAGUGAAUUGAGUUGUGUAGCUCUUUGUGAAUUUAUUAAUCACCCUACUAUAAAAAAACAUAAUUCAGGAGUUAGAAUACAAAAUACGUUAUCUGAAUCAGUUCCGGAUAAAUAUUAUUUAGUUACCAACAGUGAUUUAGUAAGGAUUCGUUAUCUUCUUGUUUAUAGUCAAGAAGUUCAUCCAACGAGGAGUAAUGAAAGUUCUGGAUUAUUGGACUGGUUUAGACAGCAUAAAUUAUUAACUUUUAUGCUUGGAUAUGUCAUAUUAUUAGCUUCAGUUGGAUUGACACAUAAUAAGCAAGUAGAAAAGUAUUAUAGAUUGUUUGUCCAAAAAACUGGACUUAACUAAAGCAAGAGGAAAACUAAUAAAAUUUAACAAUCUGAAAUAAUCUGCAUAAAUACUGCAUUAUUACUUAUAAAUAAUUCUGGUGUUUUUUGGGCAUAAAAAAAUACCUUUUAAUUUACACUUUUUAUAUAGAAAAGAUUUCUAUCAACAAUUAUUACUUAUACUCUAUAUUAUAUAAACUAAUAUAUAAAAAUAUUUGAUAUAUAAAAAAAAUAAUAUUGUGUGUACAUAAUGUAAAAUUAAUGCAUUAUUUAACUAACUUAAGACAAAUUUUUAUUGCCAAAUCAUAUAGUGAUUGCAUUUACGUGCUGCUACAGUUUAUAUUUUUAUAUAUCAACAGUAGUUAGUAUCUGGAAAGUAUUAUAGGAAAAUUUUCAGUAACUAAAUAAUCGUCUUCAAAUAUAAUAAUAAGAUUUACUUCAAAUUCUGAAAUCAAAUAAAAUGCAAUAUUAAAAAUCAGUUAAAUUAAUAUUAAAGAAGACUUCCGUUUCCUUCAAACUUUUUUAUCAUAAAAAAUUUCUUACCAACUUUGAAGUUACUUGUGCUUAAAGUGGGACAAGUAAAUAAUCUUGGAAAUAUCAUAUAAAUAGGUAUGGGUAAAUUCGUACAUACAUUUCCUUCUCCUAUCUGUAUAUUCUGUAUUUCUGUUGCUGUAAAAUAUAUUAUAUUUGAAAACAAUUUCAUAAAGUUUACUUAUUGAUAU